Molecule: messenger RNA, 519 nt
Organism: Limulus polyphemus (Atlantic horseshoe crab)
Lineage: Eukaryota; Metazoa; Arthropoda; Merostomata; Xiphosura; Limulidae
Product: glycine-rich protein 2-like
Exons: 3
Coding region: 1-519 (172 amino acids)
Source: RefSeq, a predicted model, not a curated record
AUGCCAAAAUCCGGGGCUCGAUUCCCCAAGGUGGAAGAAGUGCACAUAGCUUUGCACGACAAAACAAAAUAUAAGAAACAGCCUCCUGGGCUAUCAGGAGUUAUUAUGGGACCAGUAACUAAUUAUAAUAUGGAUCUCAAUGAAAAACGUAUCAAAAGAAAAUUUAAUAUUAAAGGAUUACAGGACUCUGUGUUGUUUAAAAGUUUUUUUAGUCUACUUAUUGGGAUGAACUUUACAGGCCUGGUUGUUAAAGCGCUCGACUUGCAAUCUUCAGCUCGGGGAUUCGAAUCUCCAAACAGCGGAGGUGGAUAUGGUGGAGGUGGAUUCGGAGGAGGAUAUGGUGGAGGUGGAUUCGGAGGUGGAUAUGGUGGUGGAGGAGGUGUCCUUUUUGCCAUCCCUAUUAGCGUGGCUAGCGUUGGUGUAGGAGGAGGAUUUGGUGGUUUUGGUGGAAGGGGUGGAUUUGGAGGUUUUGGAGGACGGGGAGGAUACGGUGGUGGAGGUGGCAAAUGGUGGUGGUAG